GGCGGGGCCGGGGCGGCGGCAGCCGCGGGCGGGCCGGGCGGCGGCCGAGAGCUUUUGUUGUGCGGCGGGGCCGGGCCGCGGCUUUCCCGGGGUGCCCCGGGCCGCGCGGACGCCGAGCUGCCGAGGAUGGCGCCGCCCUCCGCACGGCCGAGGGCGCGGGUGGCGGGCCCGGGGACGCGCUUGUCACUCUGGGAGGAGGCUGGCUCGGCGGCGGGGGUCAUGGUAGCUCCUGUUUUUACUUACUUCCCGCCGCUGCCGUGGAAAAAACAUUCUUUGUUUUGCCCCAUUUCUCGAACGCUUCCUUCCCCCCACUCCCCCGCCGCGCCCAACCUCCCGAAGCGGAUCUGGCGCCGCGGGUGUCCGCUCGGCCCGGGGCGGCUCGGCGCCGGGGAUGGUGGCUUCCUCCGCGGCGGUCGGUGCCCCCAGCCUGUUUAAAUGCACAAGUGCUUCCCGACCUGAGGGGCUCUCGAGGGACGCGGGGUCCCUAAGCUCAUACAUACCCUAGGGUCCUGCGUUCAGCACCAAGUGUUCGGGAAUCAUUUUAGUGGAAACAAUUUAUUUUUAAUACCUCAAGUGCCUACCUUCACCUCAGAAGAGCAGGUGAAGGACCAAGGGACUGAACGCUGGAGGACCCCUGACAUGUUUGGAGGGAAAUGGGAACAUAACACAGUAACGGAAGAGUAACGUAGGUAAAGGCCUUCUCCACAUCUCCCCCGACCCCAAGGCUGUAUCCUCUGUGUGAAACAGCAAUGGAAAGCCUUCAACUUGAGAUACAGAGGCAACAAAUUCACCAGCUCUGUCUCUAGAAAUAUUCCUGACCUUCAGAACAACUGACUUUUAAUACUGCUGCUAAAUAAGAUCAACAAUGAAUUGGAAUGGAAAACCAGACAGUGUCACCUUACCGCCACAGUAUCCUAAAAAUCAGUCAUGCUUUCUGGAGCAGACUUUCAUAAACACGCUUAACCCGACAUCUCAAAGUUCUUCAAACUAUCUUGGAAGUAAUCAAGAAGCAUGCAUGUUUCUUAGCAGUUCAAACCCAGUUUCACAGCCACUGCUCAACAUCAGAAAUUAUAAAACUGCACAACAGAUCCCCAUUUCUGAUAUGCAUAGUGGAACGAUUAUGGCCCCACAAACUUCAGCAGAAAGAAGAACAUAUGCAAAUGUUAAAGGACCCAAACAACUGAAUCAUAAUAUGCAAAUGAAUUCAGGAGUUACACAAAAUGUAUGGCUAAACUCACCAAUGAUGAAUUCUGUGCUUCCUCAUACAGGGACAACUGUCUCUCAAACUGCUUUUGGAAAUAAUACAUCCAAUGUACAUGGACUGCAGAAUCAGUUUGUAACAUCAGAUUCGUAUUCUAUGAAACUACAAGUGGUCCCUUCUAACUCAGUAAGAGUUCCAGUAAGUUACCAAGGAAACACGAGACUUAACCCGACUUCAUCAGAGCGCCAGGUUGAUUGGACACAGCAGUAUAUGUCCAGUGGAGUGACAUACCCAGAUAAUAGACGAGUUCCAAAGCAAUACAGUUACUCAUCACGAAGCGUGGUGCACGAUCCUGCUCUUCAGAAACAAAAGCCUGUGCUGCCUACAUCAUUACAGGUUAAAACCUGUCCCCCUCCAGAAUCUGGACUGAGUUUACAGUCAAAGCAGAUCGAAACUGUGCAGUCAUACCGGUACGGAGUUACUCACACUGACAAGAGACCUCCUCCUCCUCCUUACGACUGUAGAUAUGUGAGCCAGCCUUUGCAAAGUACUCAGCACAUUGAUAAACACUCUACUGUAGAAGUUCCUCAAAGUCAAGGAAUGCCCUUACCUGAAAUGAGGAAAGACUUUUGUAGAGGGUUUCAACAGCAGUGGCAGAACAUUAAUGAAGAUGUUGGUGUAACUGGAAAUGUCUGUAACUUGAAAAUAAAUUCCAAUGUCAGUCCUCUUUUUAAUGAACCCAUUAGACCUUCUGUUGACAGUGUUCAGACUUUUGCUCAAAACAAUCAAGAGAAAAGAGUGGAUUCAUGCAAUCUAACUUCCAAUCAGGUACUGGACACAAGUGUUGCAAAGGAAAAGUUGGUGAGGGAUAUUAAAACAUUAGUAGAAAUAAAAAGGAAGUUUUCGGAACUUGCAAGGAAAAUAAAAAUUAAUAAAGAUCUUCUGAUGGCAGCGGGUUGUAUUAAACCACGUAGCACCACUUACAGUGAAUCUGCUCAAAAGUCUGAACUGUCUCUGAAUCAGUCUGCCAAAAUCCAGCCUGGACCACAGGUAACCCUAGUCACUCCAGAGACUGCAGUGGAUAAACCUCCAACAGUAAUGGAAAAUGCAGAAGAAAUAACUAGAACACAGAGUACUGUGAACUCCAACAAUGAGGACCCUAAUCGCAGAAAUUCUAACCAUGUCAAUUCUGUUACACAAAAUUCUGUCUGUCCAGAAAAGUUACCAGCGCCAAACCAGUUACAUGACUUGAAAGUUAUGACUUCUUCAAAGACAUCAUCUGUUGAGAUUAUCCAGGCAACAUUAAGUAACACACAGUUUUCAUCAGGAAGUUUUGUCAAUGUUGAAUUAAAUGUGCCAGCAAACUUAGCAGCAGCUUCUGUUCCUCAGCCUACACCCUUUGAGGAAUAUAGUUCAAAAUAUCCAAAUAAAAAUAGGCUAAUUCUUAGUUUACUUACACAUGAGGGUCAAACUCAGAAGAAACUACUAAAAGAUGCUAGCGAAACCAUUCAGGUUUCUAAAACACAUAAUUUUGAGAUAACUCCAAAUACCCAUAUCACUGGUGACCAGCUAAGUUUGAACACCAUGAAAACUCCAAGUACUUGUAAUAUAAAUGCCAACAUUUCAGACAGCUCUGUUUGCCUUGAGCAUAAACCCUCAACAAACGAAAUGUCUUCUAAAAGUAGCAAUCACUGUUCCAUGGAAUUGCUAGCAACAUGUCUUUCUCUGUGGAAAACGCAGCCUUCAGAACCUACAGAGGAAAAACAGUGUAAUGAGUCAAAAGCAAACAGAGCAGCAGUUGGAAUUUCAAAGCUUGUGGACAUCUGUGAUAAGAGUCCAUUUUCAGUUGUGGGAAAUUAUCAGAAUAAGAUGGCAAAUGGCUCACAAGAAACAAACUUGUCAGUGGUAGCGCAGAAUUAUGAGCCAUCAGGUACAAUUAUGAAGGGAACAGAACUUCAGGUGGCUGUUGUGUCACCCUUAAUUCUUUCAGAUACCAAAACAUCUGCCAGAGGAGCACCUGACACUUUACCUGAAACGAUAUAUCCAGUCAUUAAAGAAGGCAGUGUUUGUAGCUUACAAAAUGCAUUGUCAGAAAAGACAAGAGUUACUGCUGCUUUGAAAGUUAAUGAGUCAGUACCAAGUAUUACAAGCACCAAGAUUUUCCCACUAAUGCCAAAGGACAAACAAAAUGAGUCACCUUAUGGUAAUUCAGAAGGUGCACCUAAUAACAGGCAAGGAAAGCUUAUCAAGUCAGAGCCAGAUCCCAACUAUCCUCUGAGUGAUCAGCAAGACUCACAUAAAUCAAGGGACACCGAUAGUGUAAGUGGUGGUAUAUUACAGAUUGACAGUAUUUGUUCUCUUGUUGAAGGUGAUACAUCUUAUAAUAUCCAAAUAGCAGAGAUAUUCAACUCUCCGUCUUUGAAAAUGGUUGAACCACAGAAACCACUACCUAGUCAUCAAGAGAUAAGCAGUCAGCACCAAAAAGAGCAAUUAGAUAACAUCACUGAAAACAAAGACUUUGGUUUCCAAAGAGAUACUUGUGUCCAGAGCACAGAUGUUUCACAUAGAGUAACUGAUCAGUCAGAGUCACUGCAGCUUCUAGAAUCACACUUGAAAUGUGAUGAAGGGAGUGGUGGAAUUACAGAGGACAGUUCCUUGGAGCACAUUACUAAGAAAGAAAGCACAGCUAAAGGUCCAUGUUCAUCGGCUGCUAAUCAGCAGGAUAGUUACCCUCAGGAAAUAGGUGCAUCUUGCAAUUACACUGCUCAAGAUCUUGCAAGAAAUGAGAUUCUCAAUGAGAAGACACCCAUCUUAUACCUACAUGAUCAGCUGUCAGAACUUCUAAAAGAGUUUCCCUAUGGUAUUGAGCCUGUGAACACGCAUGAAGGUUCGGUGGCCCAACAAGAAAGCUCAAAAGGUCAGACUUGUGAUAAAACCAGUUGUGACUCCAAGUCGGACUCAGCAGAGAAAAUAAAAAUUACAAUAUUAAGCUCAGAGCAAAUGAAAGAGUUAUUUCCUGAACAGGAGUAUCAACCUUGCAAGGCAGACGAGUUAACAGAACCUCACGAAGAAAAUCCAGUCACAGAAGGGAGUCAGUGUGACCCACAAAUUCAUAUAAAAGGAGAAGGUCAUGAUUCUGUAAUAUUGGAUUCAGAGAAAGAUGAUGUCCGUUGCUGUGCAUUAGGGUGGCUCUCCAUGGUUUAUGAAGGAGUCCCCCAGUGCCAGUGUAAUUCCAUCAAGAGCAUGACUUCAAAGGAAGAGAAAGGGAAAGAUGAGCGCCCUCCUUUGGAGACCUCCAGUCGGAAACAAGGAAAGAAAACUUCUGAUAAAGAUAUUCCUACUGGACUUAAUAGUCCUCCAACUAAGAGUCUGGAGGUGCCUCUGACUUCAGACAGAAAAAAACGUCUUCCUGAAGCAGAGCAAGGCAAGGCUCUAAAAGAUAGAGCGAAAACAAAACAUAGUCAUUCACUAAGGACAGAACAAGAAUUAUGUGGCCAGUUUUUAUCUAAAGGUGAUAAUAAAAAGUUAGAUUCCUUGCCAAGUCAUAAACAAAAAGGGAAACUACAGUUUCAUGAAGUAACUUUUCAUUCAAGUAAUAAAAUGACAAAAUUUUCUCAAGAGAGCCUGCAGAGGAAGCGCAUAGCACACAACUCCCGGCCAUUAAAGGCAAAGACAGGUUUUUUGACAAGUAAAAAUAAAGAUCUGCCUGUGAAGAGUGGUUCUUUGAUGCAAGCAGUACCAUCAGAAAAGAGAAAAUUGAAAACAGGUGAUUCCAAACAAAAAGUUUUGGAAAAAAGGAAGUUAGAGAAAGGGAGUGUAUGUGAUUCAGAAAUAAAGAGGAAGAGAUGUGAUGGACGAGAACAGAGUAAAAAUGCAGGAGGCAGUAUAUUUAAAUUACGUAAUUUUUUGUCAAUUCCAAAUGAAAGAGGCAGGCUUAAAGAAAAGACAGUAUCAAAUGUUAAGUCCUCAGGCUCUCAGGAAAGUUCAAAUAAAAACAGAGUACUCACACCAAAGGAGUAUUUACAAAGGCAGAAACACAAAGAUACAAUGGGUAGCAGAGCAUCGAAGAAAAACUAUCUGAAAAAUGAAGCAAGUGAUUCUCAGUUCAUGAGGUGCAGUAAUGAACUUCCUAUUCGAAUAGGGAGUUACGGGAAAUCUAAUGAGAGAGACAGCAGUGUGCAGACAUCCAAGGAACCAAUAAGUAUUUGUACAAGCCAUGGUAAAAACCCUAAAGUCCACCAUUCUGAGGGGUCUGCUAAGAGUUUAAUCAUGAGGAAUACUAAAGCAACAGAUUUUGGAAAACAGCCUAAUAAAAUGAGGAUUGAAAAAACCAAAUCAGAAAAAAGUUUAAACAAUGUAAAUAAUGUUGAAUGCAGCCGAAUAUCAAAGGAUCAAAGGAAACUGUAUCUGAACAGAGUUGCAUUUAAAUGCACUGAACGUGAGAGCAUCUGUCUCACAAAAUUAGACUGUUCACCCAGGAAGCUCAAUAAAGAGAGGAGACCGGAAAACAAACCUAAUAGCCUCUUACCUGUGAGUAGUACGAUAGAAAAACUAAGCCUGCUGGAGUUUAAGCUGUGUCCAGAUGGAGUAUUUAAGAACACAGUCCCUGCUGAGCAACGGAAGGAUCUGCAGCCUUGUCCUCAGAAGGAGCCAUCCUCUGUGCGAGUUGCAGGAAUAAAAAGUACAAAAGAAGACUGGUUAAAAUGUGUAACUGAGGAGAAAAGGAUGCCAGAAGCCAACCAAGAAAUAGAUGAUAAUGUUCUGGCUAAUAAAAGACUCUCCAAGAGAAGCUUCAGUGCAGAUGGAUUUGAGACACUACAAAACCCAGUAAGAGAUUCAAAAGCAAUGUUUCAAACCUACAAAAAGAUGUACAUGGAGAAGAAAAGCAGAAGCCUCAGUAGCAGUCCUUCAACGUAAUUUUGAGACUUUAAUUCUUUUGAUGGUUCUCUCAUUGGCACCAGGAAGAUUCUCUCCUUUUUUAAAGAAUAUUUGCUUUGGAAAUAAUGAAUUGCCAUGAUAAAAUUUCUCAGUUUGGUUACCACUUAGGUUAUGUAUAUUAUUGAAAUUAUGUGAUGAAAAAUGGCUUGAGAAUCUUAUGUGUUGGUAGCAGACAUAAGAAAUAGAUGGUAUUUGUCCGGCAAACCACAAGUAUUGAAUUUUUACAUUACUGAAUCAAGUUUACCAUUAUUUUAAAAGGAAUUCUUACACAGAUGUAACUUUGAGUGCUACCUGUCUACCCUGAGGCAGGACUGUUUGUUAUUCAGUUAAGGAUUUACUUUAGAUGGGACUGUAAAUAUAUUUUUGUUUCUAAAACUUACCUAGCAAAACUUAUUUUUCAAAAAUGCUCACUGUGAAUGUCAAAAGUAUAUUCCUAAGUAUUUUAUACCCAAUUGUCAACAUUUUGUCAAAAGUCUUGUUUUGUACUUGUUAAACUGAACAUAAUUUUUGUAUGAUGUUUAAACAUUACUUUUCAUACUUGAAAUAAACAUUUAUUUUUUAAAAAAAUA
Molecule: messenger RNA, 6708 nt
Organism: Manis pentadactyla (Chinese pangolin)
Lineage: Eukaryota; Metazoa; Chordata; Mammalia; Pholidota; Manidae
Gene: RESF1
Product: retroelement silencing factor 1
Exons: 6
Coding region: 866-6118 (1750 amino acids)
Cellular component (GO): nucleus
Molecular function (GO): histone methyltransferase binding
Source: RefSeq, a predicted model, not a curated record